This is a messenger RNA of Paramecium tetraurelia, 1493 nucleotides long. RefSeq lists its product as uncharacterized. The transcript has 5 exons. NCBI's taxonomy places the organism in Eukaryota, Ciliophora, Oligohymenophorea, Peniculida, Parameciidae. The record is from RefSeq and is a predicted model, not a curated record.
AAAGGACAAUAAUGAUAUUGAUUUAUAAUGAAUAUAUGAAUAAGUCUAUAGUGGUAGAGGAGAUUUAGAUUAAAGAAAUUAAAAUUCAAGUGUUGCUUUAGCUUAACAGAAAUGCUGAUACUUUUGGACAUAUCAAACUAGAUAAUAUUGCGAGCAUAUUUGAUUGCAAUUCUAAUUAAAGAUGGAUGAAGAGUUGUUAUAUCGAGUUUUAAGAAGUAUGAACCCUUUUAAGAGAAUGAUCUUAUUAUUAAUUUCAACAGAAUAGAUGUAGGAUGGAAAACACCUAUUGAAGAUAUUAAGAUGAGAUUUUUAUCAUCUUAAUAAUAAUCAAUUUAUAAAUAGUUGCACUUGUCGAGUAGAUAUGGAGAUAUAAUUAAGAUGCCUUGUUAUUGAAAAGGUAUAAAGUUGUCAUGUUCUGUUCAUAUGUAAGAUUUAGAAUUUAUUUACUAAUCAUAAUUUAAAUGAUAUUAUUUUAUUACAAUUUUGUUGUCAUUUAUAUAAAAUCUUUAAUAUGCUAUCAAAAUUAAGAUGAAUAAGUAAUUUUAUUUUAUAUGAUUUAUCAACAAACUGUUUCUCUAAUCUUUACAUUUGCUUAUAAUUAAUUUUUUAAUAAAUAUUGUCCAAUGGGAGAAGUAGGAAUCAAUAUUCCUUUUGGGUAGCCCUUAAAUAAAGACAAAAAACUGAUAGAAAUGCAAGAAGAAUUAAUAUCUCACAUAAAUUAUGUGAAUGAUUGCUUUGAUAAAGAAUUGUUGGCCAUAGGAAGUUCGAAUAAUAAGAAUGGAAGAAGAAUUAAAUUAUCAUAAUAUAAAGUAGAUCCAAAUAUUUUUGGUUUUUCUGUAAAUACCUUUGAAUUACGCGAACAUGUAAAUUUCUUGUCUUAGUAAUUUUACUAAAUUUGCGUAUCAGAACCUUUAUAUAAAAAUAAUAAAAAUUGUUAGCAGAAAGAAAUAGACUAAUCGCUUAUAAUGAAAAGGGUUAAACCUUUAACACAAUAAUUUGGCUUCAGAGAAAUAAUAAUAUAGAUUCUUUUAGUAAUCCUCUGCUUUGGAUUGAUUACUUGGGAUGCUAUCUAAUUACAAUUAAAUAUCUAUCCAGAAAUAGGCGGAUCGAGUAUUCAUUACUUAUUAUACUUACGGAUUAGCUUAAUAUUUUUGCUCUUUAUUUCAUAAUUGAUUUAUGUGACUAGGGCAAUAAAAUUAUAAUUUUAUUUAUCCUACCUCCUCAGUUUGAUAAUUACUAUCUUAACUAUACUGUGCUUGUAUGGGUUUAAUCUUAUGAAAGAAAAAUAUGGUGACAUAGUAAUGCAAAUGGGAUAGUGCGGAGCUAUUCUAAUUGGAUUUUUUCUUUUAUGCAUUCACUUAUAUAAAUUAGAAAUUAAUUUAUAGAGAAUAAGAGUAUUGCUGGGAGCUUAAUACUAAUCCCCUCUGGGUUGCUUUUGAUUAGAACUAAUUAAUUACAAUUUUAUAUUUUAUUUGCUUAAUAUCAAUAAUGAC